This is a messenger RNA of Globicephala melas (long-finned pilot whale), 2360 nucleotides long. It is a transcript of the gene ITGB1BP1, whose product is annotated as integrin subunit beta 1 binding protein 1. The record is from RefSeq and is a predicted model, not a curated record. Gene Ontology annotation, biological process: negative regulation of substrate adhesion-dependent cell spreading; negative regulation of focal adhesion assembly. Gene Ontology annotation, molecular function: integrin binding. Lineage: Eukaryota; Metazoa; Chordata; Mammalia; Artiodactyla; Delphinidae. Gene Ontology annotation, cellular component: lamellipodium; cytoskeleton; ruffle.
GGGCUGCGCCUGCGCGAGGCUUCGGAGGCGAGGCUCGGCGGGCGGUGCCACGGGCCUCGAAAAGCGGGCGCUGGCUUUUGACACGGAGUGGCUGCCGCGGCUCGGGCUGCCUAGGCUGUGGGUGUCUGACCCCGACCGCAGUCGGCGUUGAGGGGGCGUGCCUCUGGAUCGAGCUAUGGUGGAAGAUGUUUCGGAAAGGGAAGAAGCGACACAGCAGUAGCAGCUCCCAGAGUAGUGAAAUCAGUACUAAGAGCAAGUCUGUAGACUCCAGCCUUGGGGGGCUCUCGCGAUCCAGCACCGUGGCGAGCCUCGAUACCGAUUCCACCAAGAGCUCAGGACAAAGCAACAGUAAUUCAGACACCUGUGCAGAAUUUCGAAUAAAAUACGUUGGUGCCAUUGAGAAACUGAAACUCUCCGAGGGAAAAAGUCUCGAAGGGCCACUAGACCUGAUAAAUUAUAUAGAUGUCGCCCAGCAAGAUGGAAAGUUGCCUUUUGUUCCUCUGGAGGAAGAAUUUAUUAUGGGAGUUUCCAAGUAUGGCAUAAAAGUAUCCACGUCAGAUCAGUAUGAUGUUUUGCAUCGGCAUGCUCUAUAUUUAAUCAUCCGGAUGGUGUGUUAUGAUGAUGGUCUGGGGGCAGGAAAAAGCUUAUUGGCUCUGAAGACCACAGAUGCGAGCAACGAAGAAUACAACCUGUGGGUUUACCAGUGCCACAGCCUGGAACAAGCACAAGCAAUCUGCAAAGUUUUAUCCACUGCAUUUGACUCUGUGUUGACAUCUGAGAAACCCUGAAUUCUGCAGUCAAGGGGAAGCAGACUUCACGUGCAAGUUCCGCCGUUUUCUCAAUAGUUCUGUUUUCACUCUGCGGUGGUGUUGAACUAUUCUGGAAACAUGAGCGAUCCUUGGCUCUGGAUUUUCUGAAGAAACGCAAUGUAUAAAAUAACAGUCGUUUGUUUUUCUAUUAAAAUGUAUCUUAUUUAACAGUGAGUUAACGCUCAGUGAAGUUACCUACCUACUGGGACUAAAAAAGCAACGUCAUUUGUCGCUUUUAAACACAAAUAAGCUUAAUAACCUUUACGUGUCGCAGAAGUGCCCUCGGUGAUGAAUGAACAUGGAGAACUUUCUGAGGACGACCAAGGCCGUCUAUCCUGUAGCACCGGCAGGUGACACUGCCAACUCAAGUCACAAAGAGGAAAACUUUAAAAGUGUACUGUCAGGAUGACAUGCUGGUAACCCGCAAUAAUCAUCUUCAGGGUAAUUAGAAGUAAUAAAACCUUCAAAGAUUACUGCUCACGUUAAAAGUCACACACUGUAAAGAAUCUCAUGUUCAGUAGGCUAGUGUAUUUUUAAAAGGACUGUUUUUAUAUAUAGUGCUUUACUAAAGAUUAAAAACAUGAAAAACACCAUGUCCAUUUAAAAGUAUUUUAUUUUUUUCCAGUCAAAGGACUAGCUAACAAGAAGAGUAAACUUAUUAAACAUGCUCUAAUUAGGACAAUGAAAAUAAGAACUGAUUUAGGUUAUACAGUAUAUACAGUUGCGCUGCAACUAGACCGAAGUAAUCAAGUGAAUGAACUGAAUAUCAUACAUCUCAGACAGUAUCCACCCUGUGGACCGUGGUACCCGCCCACCCCUUCACAGAUCACACAGUAACCAUUAGUCUGUGGACAGAUUUCUGAGUCGCCAUCCCUAGAAGUCAGAUCUGAUGGAGAAUGGCAUGCCAAAUGCCAGAAUCCUGCAGCUAAGUUCAUGACAUGUAAACUUUAAAUAUAAAUAGAUAUCUACAAUGUGUUCCUUUCUCUCAGUUGCUUUUUUUUUUAAUUUGCAAAGAGCAAAUAACUAGGAAAGGAUAUUAGUAGGGAAGUUAAUAUAAUUUCUCCUCUGGCAAGAGUAGUAUUAAUUACUGCACAACAGCACCACCAAAUUGUAGAUUGGAAAAAUAUUUCCUAGAUAUUGAUGUACCAGUGAACCUGAUAUAUCAGUUCGGGACUGGUGUUCAAAUGCUGAUAAGAAUCAACUUUAAUUCCUUACACAGCUGGCACCAAGUAGUCAAAAGGCUGAUUAUAAGAUACAGAUGUGGGAGCGUUGUAUUAAAAUAUACAUAGGAAGUGCACUGUGCAAAACAUCUGUUUACUUUCUUAAACCUAUGAGAGAAUUAACUAAAUGAAGGGUUCAAAACCAGAAAUUAACCAUUAGUGAAAACAGAUGUAGUGCUUUUAAAAAAAGACUUUAAUUACAGAUCUAACACAUUUUUUCCCAGAACUCUGAAAGGCAGAUUGCCAUACAACAUCAUAAAACAUUCCAGUUUAUUCUGUCUCCCUUUAUAACAAUGAAAAAAUACAAUGCAAUUUAAAAAAAAAAGCUCUG